Molecule: messenger RNA, 2402 nt
Organism: Pogona vitticeps (central bearded dragon)
Lineage: Eukaryota; Metazoa; Chordata; Lepidosauria; Squamata; Agamidae
Source: RefSeq, a predicted model, not a curated record
CGGCGCAAGGCCAAUGACAAGUAGUCCUUCAUCUCUUCAUUGCCAUGAAGAAGCCGAUCUGGGUCCAGUGACCUAUGAGGAGGUGGCCGUGCACUUCACCCAGGAGGAAUGGGCACUGCUGGAUCCUGACCAGAGGGCCCUCCACCAGGAGGUCAUGGAAGAGAUCUGGCAAAUGGUAUCCUCUCUUGAUAAAUGGAGGGAGAAAAAGGUAUGCCCCGGAUAUGAAAAGACGUGUACACACAAAUUAGAGGUUGCAGGACACCCGAGAACACACAGACAAGAAACCUGUACCCAAGAGAAGCCAUACAAAUGCAUCAUGUGUGGGAAACAUUUUCCUCUGAUGUUAGGACGGAUGGUUCACAGAAGUGUCUGCACGGAAAAGAAUACCUUUUUGAGCAAAAUGUCUGGGAAAUGUUUAAACUGCAAGGAACGCUUUCUGAGCCAUCGAAGAGUUUACACAGGAGAAAAACUGCACAUAUGCCAGGAGUGUGGGAAAUGUUUUGCUUGGAAUUCACAACUUUUGCGUCAUAUGAGGAUCCACAACGGAGAGAAACCCUACAAAUGUCAGGAGUGUGGGAAAUCUUUUGCUCGGAAUUCAAAACAUGUUGUAAGUCAUAAGAAGGUUCACACAGGAGAGAAACCCUACAAAUGUCAGAAGUGUGGGAAAUGUUUUGCUUGGAAUUCACAACUUUUGCGUCAUAUGAGGAUCCACAACGGAGAGAAACCCUACAAAUGUCAGGAGUGUGGGAAAUCUUUUGCUCGGAAUUCAAACCUUCUAAGACAUACGCGAGUUCACACAGGGGAAAAACCCUACAAAUGUCAGGAGUGUGGGAAAUGUUUUGCUUGUAAUUCACAGCUUGUGAGUCAUAUGUGGGUUCACACAGGAGAGAAACCCUACAAAUGCCGGGAGUGUGGGAAAUGUUUCACUAUGAAUUCAAACCUUUUGAGUCAUAUUAGGAUCCACAAAGGAGAGAAACCCUACAAAUGCCAGGAGUGUGGGAAAUGUUUUGCUCAGAAUUCACAGCUUGUGAGUCAUACGCGAGUUCACACAGGAGAGAAACCCUACAAAUGCCAGGAGUGUGGGAAAUGCUUCACGUGGAAUUCAGCCCAUUUGCAUCAUAUGAGGAUCCACAAAGGAGAGAAACCCUAUAAAUGCCAGAAUUGUGGGAAAUCUUUUGCUCGGAAUUCACAGCUUGUGACUCAUAUGCGAGUUCACACAGGAGAGAAACCCUACAAAUGCCAGGAGUGUGGGAAAUGUUUUGCUGGGAAUUCACAGCUUGUGAGACAUAAGAGUGUCCACACAGGAGAGAAACCAUACAGAUGUCAGGAGUGUGGGAAAUGUUUUGCUCAGAAUUCACACCUUGUGCGUCAUAUGAGGAUCCAAAACUGAGAGAAACCCUACAAAUGCCAGGAGUGUGGGAAAUGUUUUGCUCAGAAUUCACAGCUUGUGAGUCAUACGCGAGUUCACACAGGAGAGAAACCCUACUGUAAUGAAGUUCUUCCUUAGCCGGGGAUGCACUGGUAGUAAAGGCAGGAAAAAGACAAAGAGGCUCUUCGGAAAUUCUAACAUUAACAUUUUUAUUGGUAACAGAACUCAACUCAGCAGUGUCAAAAGGGUCUUGCAAACCAUUCUCUGGCAACAACUUAUACUUUUUAGGGCGCACGUCUGGUGGCUUGUCCAUCUCUCCUAAAAGGGAGCCGGUCCGAACCGUUCUCGAUCUGUCAUGGGUCUGAGGGGGGCACUCCGUACUGCACACACCGUUCCACAGCACGGAUGCCUGGCCCAAUCUCCCUCUAGGGGUUUCUGUUGGGAAACAGGUCCAGGCCGGAUCACCCUCGUCCCACCAGGGUGAUUCCGAGGAUAGACCACUGCCAUCCAUUCUAGAGGAUUGUACCCCUUUCCUCUCCUGCUGGGUAUUAUCGGAUCUGGGAGCAAACCUCCUCCUAAGGAUAGGUUAGGAAAAUCCACGGUUAUACCCGUUGCGACGCCUGCUCUGAGCAUGGGCUCUGUCUGGAUCCCUCGGCUUAUCUUUCAAUCUGGAUCUUCAUCUGUCCAAAGUCUAAAAAUGCGCUCUCUCCUUUCCUCCUUUAUAUCCUCCCACACAAUGAGGUCUAGCUCCUCCCCUCCGUCGUCAGCCAGACAUACUUCUGCCGGUUUUUCUUCUACUACCAUUAGAGGUUACUAGGCGCUCCUCACUUGUGAGGCUGGGUCUGGAGGCUCUCCAUGUGUGGAUUGGGGCCAGGGAUGGUAUUGGGAUCUUGCUGGGUUACCGCGCUCCCAGCAACCCAGCCACCUCCCUACCGGAGCUGGUGGACUUUGUCUCCGCGGCACUGUUGGAGUCCCCGAGACUUUUGGUCCUGGUUGACUUUAACAUCCAUGCGGAGGCAGAGGUAGCCGGGCC